GUACCCUCGGUAACAGUACUGUCGUCGCAACCGCGCUGAGAGUAGGUAGCAAUACAAAUACAGCAGUCGGCAGGUGAUCGUACUCUGAAUAAGAUUGAUCAAUGAACAUCGCUCUGGAACCGUGUUAAAUGGUACUCAGUCGUCCAAGACGGUCUUCAUUAACAUGUACUUAUAUAGUGGUAGUACCGAAUUUUUUUUAAUGUCAGAAAACAGUAAAUUCAUUUUCGGUUACUAUUAAAUGACUAGUUUCGUGAAGUACUUUGAACUUUGAGUGCGAUGAGCUAACUGUUUGGUUUUUGUGAGUGGUACUGCCUUUUUGGUCAAAAUGAAUGUCGAACCGGAUAGCUCUACUACUAUGAGUUCUUUGGACUUCUGGGAUUACACGAUUGAGCUUGAGUGUCUGGAAGGGAAUCAAGAUCUUCAGCUGGCAGCAGAACUUGGCAAGACUUUAUUAGAACGGAACAAAGAACUAGAAAUAUCACUGAAACAACACCAAACUAUCAUUGAUGAUCAAACUCAAGAAAUAGAAUACCUAACGAAGCAAGUUGUUGCACUCCGAGAAGUCAACGACUCACGACUACGAAUCUACGAGCAACUAGAAGUUAGUAUCCAGGAUCUAGAAAGGGCGAAUCACCGUCUAGUCCUUGAAAAUUCAUCGGAUAAGAAGAUCAUCAAGACCAUAAAUGCCACUGUCGAUGCCCUAGAAGCAAAAGUCGAAGAGUUGCAGUCCACCAACGAUGAUCUUAAACUCCAACUGGAUAUACUCAAAAGGAAAUCGCAGAGAAACAAUGAAGCUUUGACACCCACGAAUUCCAGGGAAAUAGUUACUUUAAGACAUGUAGAUCGACUAGACGAUGAUUCGGUGGAUUCUACGGUACAUAACGAUGAGUACGGUACGCCAACAAAACCUACAGAGUUAUCUCCGUCUACGCUGUCGAAAUCACUUGAAGCGAAAAAUGACGAACGCACUAACCAGAUGGAAGAGUGGGAGAACGAUAACAACAUGGAACAGAUGGCUCAACUAUUGUCGCAGUUGAGCAAGACGAGGGCUCAAUGUAGCAGGGAUGAAAGGAGGAUAUCGGAGUUGGAGGAGCAACUGAAAACUCUCGUCCAGCAAAAUCAAGCGUUGGAAAACCAAGUGGUACAGCUGUCGCAUAAGGAAGAUGAUUUGAAUAUGAAGAGUAUGCACGAAGAGCUUACAACUUUGGAAGAAGUUAGACAAGGUCAAAUGUGCAGCCGCUGUCUUCGAAGCAUGGAGCAGAACGACAUGAGCGACAUGCAUGGAGACGACGACUCGAGUAUGUUGGAAGGUCUGAUAGAGCCGCAGUACCAUUCAUCCUUCUCCAUGGACGUACAGGGAUACCCACAACCAUCACCAUUGCAAAGUAAGUCGGCUAAUCCCUACAAGAAGUUAGUUGAAAAAUACGAAGCCUUGGUAGAAGUACACAGCAAGCCCAUCAAGGCCUCUCCUAUCUCUCGUCACGAAGAGAUGCAAAUGUCUGGGGGCUUCAACUCAGCAAGUACCAAAGACACCGACGAAGAAAGUGGCCAUGGUGAUAGCUUGCAGCAUAAGAAAACCAGGAAAACGUUUUCUACUCCUACAGAUUUUUCGGAAACCGAAACCAGUUCAUCUGGGUUCCAAGACGAGACUAGUAACAAAUGUACUCAAACAGAAGGUCGAGUUGGAUCCUUUUUGUGCACCAUCGCCGAUGGAGAAGAUUGCAAAUUCAGUAUUUACGAUGAUACAAGCCCUAUCGACUCAAGGUUCAGGGAUAGACCGGAAUACCAAAACCUAUUUAAAGAAAUAUUUAACGUACUUAAAAAAGCCGCGGAAAAUAAGGAUGAAGGUGACGACCUACCUCUUUUAGAUGAUUUUACUCCUGUAAAACUCACACCUAAAGUUCCUCCUGUUACACCAUCACUUGAUCAACUUCCUGAUUUCCCAGAUGACGACAGUCAAAGUGUUGUAUCUUCCACUAUGUCUGAGCUAUCUAUCUCUCAAGCUGAACCUACUACAGUAAUAGAAACCCUGAUUCAGUCUCAAGGCCAGCCGAUACCGGAAAGCGAGUCUGAAGCAGAUGGAAUGGUACUAAGGCCUCUAGUGCGUCAACCUCUGGAAUAUAUCUCAGUAGAAGUCAGGAAGCGCUCAUCUUCAAAACGCAAGAACAAAUACGUGGAAAGGUCCGAUUCUCCUAUGACUCACAUAAUAGGCAGCCCCAAGAUCAACUACUCCAGUAGACCUAACUCCGGUAGGCGCCGAAGAGAACGAUCCAACCACAGGAACCAAGAACCAGAGCCAAAUAACUGGAACGGAAACACCCUUCAGUUCUAUCCAACGAACAGGAACCUCCCUUCGCCAACACCUAGUCAGGGUAGCACCCAUAAGUACGAAUUUAAGCCUAGUUCGGCUUCUCAGGAUUUGCAUAAGUUGCGAAAGCUAGACAUGUCUUACGCGGAGGUGUUGAGGAACGCUGACACGAAGAAGAGAGAGAGGGAAAUGCUCAGACAGAGGAGGAAGUAAAAUGGAUAUUUAAAUGUCACUUUUAUUUUUUUGUAUAGUACUAUGUUUGUAUGUUUUUUAUUUGUUUAUGUAGUGACGUGUCUUCAGAGGUGAUAUUUCAUUAAUAAUGUGGCCCUACGAUUAUAUCAUUUCAGAUUUUUUGUGUUCUAACAAUAAUGAAGAAAAUAAUUAAGACAUGAGCUAAGAGCUAAUGGUACCAUUUAUAAUGGUUUGUUUUGGAGAGGGUUUUUAAAAAUUGGUAAUGAUUUUAUUGCAAUUUAUCAAGUGAUUUUUCUUUAUAAGAACAAAUUCAACUCUAUAUUUAAAAUUACAUGCUGAAAAUUCUAUCCUAACCUAAAAAGGGAGAGGAGAAGGUCCUAAUUUGAGCCCACAUUUUGUUUUUUCCAACUAUUUUUUCCCUUUCAAGAUAAUUGCUUAAAAUUAGACAUAUUCUUAGAUUCAAUAUUUAUCAAUAAUACUGAACAGUUAAUUGUUUAAAAAAGCUUUGGUAAAACACAUAUUAUACACUCUGCAUCUUGGUCGUCUAUGGCGUGUUGUCCAACUUAAGAUCAACGUCAGCUGGGAAAAUUAGUUCAGAUGCUGCGGAACUGUCUUCACUGCCAGUUUCGGAUGUUUUUGAUUUCUUCUAGAUUUUUCUUUUUUUCAGCAAUGUUGAACCCUCAUUUCCUGAAUUUCCAAAUGCUCUUCUUUUUACGCUAUUAAAUCUUUUACUUGGCGUUUUAUCGAAAGAAUAUUGUCAGUUUUUUUGGAGGGAGGAGGUAAUUAUUUGUGAUUUGGAACCUUUUCGUCCAUGAGUUAAUGUUUUUUUUAAUUGAUUUGGGGGUUUUGCAAAAGGUGACACAAAUCUUAGAGAAGCUUCCAUAAAGUACCUAUGACGUAGUAGAUAGGUUGUAGUUCCAUCACCUUCUCUUGGAGGGAACCAGAAAUUAUUCCUUUGGUUAAAGAUUCGUUGGUUUCCCCAUUGAAGUGAAGGCAGUUCCGCAAAUGCUGCGGAUUUAUUUUCACUGGACGUUUCUGAUUUCUUCUGGAUUUUUCUUUUUUGGGCAAUGUUGAACCCUCAUUUUCUGAAUUUCCAAUUGCUUUUCUUUUUACUGGGUCAAGUCUUUUGCUUGGAAUUUUAUCGAGAAAAUCUUGUCACUUUUGUUAGAAGAUAGGGUAAUUAUUUGUGAUUUAGGACCUUUUCGUCCACGAUUGAAUCUUGGAGGAGUCUCCCUGGAGCAUGAUGUCGAUGGACUCUGUGUCAAUGCCUUUGGAGUAGCUAUCUUGUAGUUCUAUCAGCUUCUGUUGCAGAGAACCAGAAAUCUCUCAUUUGGCUAAAGAUUUGUUGCCUUCACUGCUAGGUUCGGAUGUUUUUGAUUUCUUCUGGAUUUUUCUUUUUUUUUUCGGCAAUGUUGAACUCUUAUUUUCUGAAUUUCCAAAUACUUUUCUUUUUACGCUAUCAAGUCUUUUGCUUGGAGUUUUAUCGAGAGAAUCUUGUCAGUGUUAUUGGAAGAGGAAGUAGUUAUUUGUUAUUUGGAACGUUUUCGUCCAUGAGUGGAUGUGUUUUUUUAAUUGGUUUGGGGGUUUUGCAAAAGGUGGCACAAAUCUUAGAGAAGCCCCCAUAAAGUAUGACGUAGAUAGCUCUCUGGAGUAGAUAGGUUGUAGUUCCAUCAUCUUCUCUUUGAGGGAACCAGAAAUUAUUCCUUUGGCUAAAGAUUCGUUGGUUUCCCCAUUGAAGUGAAGGCAGUUCCGCAGAUGCUGCGAAUUUAUCUUCACUGGAUAUUUCUGAUUUCUUCUGGAUUUUUCUUUUUUGGGCAAUGUUGAACCCUCAUUUUCUGAAUUUCCAAUUGCUUUUCUUUUUACGGUGUUAAGUCUUUUGCUUGGAAUUUUAUCGAGAAAAUCUUGUCACUUUUGUUAGAAGAGGGGUAAUUAUUUGUGAUUUGGGACCUUUUGGUCCACGGUUGAAUCUUGGAGAAGUCUCCCUGAAGCAUGAUUUCUAUGGACUGUGUGUCAAUGCAUUUGGAGUAGGUAGUUUGUAGUUCUAUCAGCUUCUGUUGCAGAUAAUCAGAAUCCUCUCAUUUGGCUAAAGAUUUGUUGCUUUCUGCAUUGAUAUGAAGGCAUUUCCACAGAUGCUGUGGAACUGCCUUCACUGCUAGGUUGGGAUGUUUUUGAUUUCUUCUGGAAUUUUCUUUUUUUCGGCAAUGUUGAACUCUCAUUUCCUGAAUUUCCAAAUGCUUUUCUUUUUACGCUAUCAAGUCUUUUGCUUGGAGUUUUAUCGAGAGAAUCUUGUCAGUUUUGUUGGAAGAGGAAGUAAUUAUUUGUUAUUUGGAACCUAUUCGUCCAUAAGUGAAUUUUUUUUUAAGUUUGUUAUAGGGAAUAUUGCAAAAGAUGACACAAAUAUUGGAGAAGUCUCCCUGGAACAUGACGUCGAUACUUAUAUGUCUAUGGACUCUUUGUCAAUGAAUUUGGAACAAAUAUGUUGUGUUUCCAUCAGCUUCUCUUGCAGAGAGCCAGAAGCUGCUCCUCUUGCUAAAGAUUUGUUGGUUUCUGCAUUGGAUAUCAGCUUCAUUUUUGGGUGCAAUGGCGUUUAGCGAUGUCAUGUUACACAUUUUUUCGACUUCAAAUGUUUCUUUGAUGUUUUAAAUAGAUGGCGGAUACUAUCGUGUCCAAUUUUUAUGGUAGCCCAUAUUAACCGCAGGACUCAUAUUAGGAUCUUCUCCUCUACUAACCCUGAUACAACUAAGAUAUAAAACAUAUUUUUUAGGCCAUACUAUAAAUGAAACAUCUCUCUUGACUCAUUCAAGUCCAAUUUGUAGAUGUGAAAUGAGAUUAUACAUUUCUGAUUUUAGUUUUUUAUUGUAAGUAUUCUCAAUAUCUUGAAUUGUGCCAAGAUUAUCUAUAAUCACAAAAUUAUACCACAGAUAGUAUGUAAUACAGGGUGAUAGGAAGUUAAAAAAGCGUACUCGGAUCUUGUGGGUUCAGAUAUUUUCGUACUUAUAUAAAGAGCACAUUGGAGUAGCUGUAAACUAUUAUGGUGAUGUCUUAAAUGUAACAGUUACAAGUAAAUAUGGUACAGUGGGUAUUUGUUCACAUUUUAGGUUUCAGGUUUUGAAUUUUCCUCCUUUGUAAGCCUUCAAUUUGUAGGCUCUGCUAAUAAUUUCCUAUAAAUUGACUAUAAAUACAAUUUUAUCGAUUUUUCCUCAUUUGUCUGCCAUUCUUGUAAUCACUUGUCACUAAACACAUCAAUAAUGUAUAUAGUCCAGGGCGCAUCUGUUUUGAGGUGGACGUUGAGAGGUGACUCAUAUUUUUUUGCAAAAAUUAGUUGGAAUUAACUUAUAUAAUAAUAAUUGAGUUAUCUUCCCACUCAAAAAGGUCCUGAACAUUGUUUAAAUAAUCAAAUUGUUUAAAUAAUAAUUCGCAUUUUACGUUUUUCAAACAUUUAUGCUACACUUAGGACCUUUAUAUUUUACCCAGAAAAACUUUAUGAUAUAAUAAAACGAUACUGUAAAUUUCAUGAAGAUCAGUUCAAUCUAUUUUGCAAAAUAAAUUUUGCAAUCCAGCUUUCGCAAAAAAAAUUAUUUUUUCAAAAUGUCGCAGGACUGAAAAUAAAGCAGAUACCAAGUUGAAUUUUUUACAUAUAGAAUAGUACUGUACCUUUGAUUUGCAAUUUGCAAAAUUAAAAUCGGUUAACCGCCACGUCGUCAGAAAUUUUUUAUAUAUACAUUACAUUAAUGUUUGGUGCUACAUACUUCCAAGUGCUUUCUUCCAAUCUUUAUCUAAUGUAUUAUUUUCUUGCUCUAUCUUUUGUUGUACUUUAAUAUUUUAAUUCCACAAAAAUCAAACUAAUUUGAUUAUUGUUUGAGAAAAAUUGUUUAAACAAUUACAUAUGUUUAAAAACAAUAAACUUUUAUUCUCUUAGUUGAAAUAUAUGAACAAAGAAAGUUUUGGCUAAAAAAUAUUAUUUCAAAAGACAGCGUAUGUGUUUUUAUUUUGCAAUAAAAAAAUUUAUUUAUUUAUAUCGAAAUGUACUAAAAAUUAAAAUUCAUCAAUCAUUAUCAAAGGUCAUUGGAAUGCCCAAUCAGAGCAAACGUAUUCGCUGUCCUGCGCGUAACACCAAAAAUUAAUGUUUAUUUAAAAAAAAUUCCUGACGUCGUGGUAGUUAACCGAUUUUAAUUUGGGAAAUUGCAAAUGAGAGGUACAUUAUUCUUCUAUAAUAUGUAAAAAAAAUUCAACUUAUUGUCUGCUUUAUUUUCAGUCCUGCAACAUUUUGAAAAAAUAAUUUUUUUUGCGAAAGCUGUAUUGCAAAAUUUAUUUUGCAAAAUCUAUUAAACCGAUCUUAAUGAAAUUUAAAGUGUUGUUUUAUUAUAUUAUAGAGUUUUUCUGGGUGAAAUAUGAAGGUCCUAAGUAUAGCAUAAAUGGUUGAAAAAAGUAAAAUGCGAAUACUUGUUUUUUAUGGUUUUUUCGCAAUUAUUGCUAUUUUGCAACAAGGGUGACAAUUUUUAAAACUUUUAACUAAUCCUGUAUUGUAGGAAACUUAAUUAUACAACUUUUAUGUCAGUGAAUUUUUUCUCGAAAAUGAAUAUUUUUAGUUAUAAUCAAAAAAUUAAGAAAAAAAUCGAAUUUUUGCUUCAAUCUUUGACAUUUUGAUUAUUUAAACAAUGUUCCGGACCUUUUUGAGUGGGAGGAUAACUCAAAUAUUAAUAUGAGUUUUUUUCAAGCAAUUUCUGCAAAAAAAUAUGACUCACCUCUCAACAUCCAAAUAUACUAAUAUUUUUACAGAUGCGCCCUGGUCUAAUAAAGAACAUAAAGUUUUUUUCUUAUACCCAUCAAUUUGGCUUGGGGAAUGAAUUCCUUAGUUUGAGUGUAGUAUGAUUUCUCUACAAUGAAAUAAUCAAACAAAAGUUCAGAACUUUACUAAUCUAAUGGAAAUUAACAUAAAAGUCAAUAUAAAAUAUAAAAAUAUAACAAAAAUGUGUUUAAUAAUCCUAAUAUCCUUCAUCAGCAUUGACUACAGCUUGACACCGCCUUGGUAAGCUAGUAUUUAUGCAGCUAAUGAGCAAUACAUCCCUGAAGUAUAUCUCAUACAUUAUACAUGCUCGAUGGGAUUAAGUUCUGGCGAUUAUGUUGGCCACGGUAAAAGUGUAAUACCCUCAUUAUGAAACCAAUCUCUUACUGUUGCAACAAUAUGUGGCCUUGCAUUACCCUGCAUAUAACACAGAUCACGACCUGCAGCAGUGGCAAAUGGAAGAACAAUAUGUAUAUGUUCUAAAAUAAGAUGUUUGAUAAAUAUAUUUGAUAUUGAUAUAAGAACCUUAAAUGUGAACAAUUAAAUAUAAAUAUAUGAAAAAUUCAUUUUUUAUUUUUGAUAUACUAGUUUGUAGAGUUUUUAACUGAAUUUAAUAAUUUAUUGAUUUUAUAAAAUAUCUGUGAGUGUGAAAGAAGUGGAAGUAGGAAUAUUUGUUAUUUAUUUUAUAAAACAUCUUUUUAUGCGAAGCAAUAAAGCACUAAAAUCGGCCUUACCUCCGAAAAAAACGACAAGAUGGAUCUUAAUAAUUCUUUUUGCAUUCGAUUCGUGAAUGCGCCAGGAAACUUUGUGACCCCUAGCCAUGAGAUAAUAUUGAAAAACUGCAUACAAAAAAUGCAUUCUUAAAGUGUAUCUCAAACAGACAAUAAAAAAAAUUCAGAACUCGUGAAUAAUUAUCGGUGGCAAUGAGUUCAAUGUUGUUACUCGGAGGUUUUUGGGGUCGCUGAAAACGAAUAUGAUGUCGUAAGUGACCUGGUGCCCAGGGUACCUACUGUUUACCUCGACUUGAGGAGUCUUAAAAAAAAGUUUAUUAAAAAAUUAGUCAAAAAUCUUUACUCGGGGGGUUUUUGGGGUCGGUAACGACGAACAUGACAUCGAAAGUGAUCUCUGGAGUUGAUACGUGGUGCUCAGGGUACCUACCGUUUACCUCAUUUUCUGGAGUUUUCGGCAAAUUCAUUAAAAAAUUAGUCAAAAAUCAUUAGUCAUGAGAUGAAAAGUAGUUACCCUGAGUACCAGGUACUACGGAGAUAACUUCCGAUGUCAUAUUCGUCGUUAGCGACCCCAAAAACCACCGAGUAAUGAUUUUUGACUAAUUUUUUAAUGAAUUUGCCGAAAACUCCAGAAGACGAGGUAAACAGUAGGUACCCUGGGCCCCAGGUAUUCCGAAGAUCACUUCCGAUGUCAUAUGUACAGUGUGUCUGCGUAACUUGGAACCAUAUGGGAAACUUUUUUAAUAUCAAUUUUACGAAAAAAAGUCAUUCUUUAUAAAGUGCUCUGCAUAGUUUAAAACCUAAGACACAAUCAUCAGAUACCAAAUUUUAUCAACAGUAUACGAGGUAUGUCAAAAAAUAUGAAUUUCGCUCAAGAGUAAAGUGCCUUUAUACUUCACAAUAUAAAAUUGUCAUGGAGAAAAGUUGUUUGUAAUUAAAAAUUAUGUUAUAAUCUGUAUUUACACUCUUCUAAUUAAAAAAAAUGUACUCGUAUCACGGACACCCAACAUCAUUUUUAUUUAUGAUAGCUCCGUUAUUAUUAAUUUUACGAAAAAAAGUUAUUCUUUAUAAAACGUUCUGCAUAGUCUAACAAGUAAGAUGAAAUUAUAAGAUAUUAAAUUUUGUCAAUUUUAUACGAGGUAUGUCAAAAAAUAUGAAUUUCGCUGAAGAGUAAAGUACCUUUAUUUGCACAAAAUUGAAAUUUGUUAUUAUAAAAAGUUGAUCAGAAUUAAAAACUAUGUUUUAAUAUGCAAUUGCAUUCUUCUUGUUGAAAUAUUGUGAACUAUAAAGGUAUUUUAUUCUUGAGCGAAAUUCAUAUUUUUGACAUUUUUCGUAUACAAUUGAAAAAAUUGAUAUCUUAUGAUUGCAUCUUAGUUUUUUGACUAUUCAGACAUUUUAUGAAGAAUAACUUUUUUUCGCAGAAUUAAUAAUAACGGAGUUAUCUUAAAUAAAAAUGAUGUUGGGUAACCGUAAUUUGAGGAAAAUUUUCAAAAAAAAAUUUUUAAUUAGAAGAGUGUAAAUUUAUAUUAUAACAUAAUUUUUAAUUACUUCAUGAAGAAUAAUUUUUUUUCGUAAAAUUGAUAUUAAAAAAGUUUCCCAUAUGGUUCCAAGUUACGCAGACACACUGUAUAUGUCAUUAGCGACCUCAAAACCCACCGAGUAAUGAUUUUUGACUAAUUUUUUAAUAAAUUUUUUGCCGAAAACUCCACAAAACGAGGUAAAGAGUAGGUAGGUACCCUGGGUACCAGGUAGUCUGGAGAUAAGUUCCGAUGUCAUAUUCGUCGUUAGCGACCCCAAAAACCCCCGAGUAAUGAUUUUUUACUAAUUUUUUUAAUAAACUUGCCGAAAACUCCACAAGACGAGGUAAACAGUAGGUACUCUGGGCACCAGGUACUCCGGAGAUCACUUACGACGUCAUAUUCGUUUUCAGCGACUCCAAAAACCCCCAAGAAACAAAAUUGAACUCAUUUCCACCGAUAUUGACGAGUUCUGAAUUUUUUUAUUGUCUGUUUGAAAUGCGCUUUAAGAAUCAUUUUUUGUAUGCAGUUUUUCAAUAUUAUCUCAUGGCUAGGGGUCACAAAGUUUCCAGGUGCAUUCACGAAUCGAAUGCAAAAAGAAUUAUUAAGAUCCGUCUUGUCGUUUUUUUUUUUCGAAGGUUAAGUGCUUUAUUUCUUCGACUAUUACAGUUGUUACAAUUCGGAUUUUAAUCAGUGUUUAUGUAUUAAUUUUUUAUUUGUAGUCCAUUUAUUGAUUAUUUUCAACACAACUAUUAUUUCGUGACUAUUAUUAAAAAUAAAAAUUAUUUCGUGACUAUUUGAUACCUACCUAUAAAAUAAUGCCUUUAAGCGUAUUUAGAUACCCUAAAAUAACAUUCCUACAGCCUUUCCUUUAAUUUGUUUACAAUAUUCAAAAUUUAUUUAAAAAAUUAUUGACCCAUUAACUAAAAGAUUAAUAUUUCUAAACGCCCUGUAAUUUAAGAGCCUAAAAUAAUAUAGUGGAUAUUUAUUAGACGUAGAAUACCUAUUUAAAUUCGUUUUUAUCGCUUUAUGAAGUAUACUAUACUUUUGUGAUUAUAAUAAAUAAAAUAUUAAUA
Molecule: messenger RNA, 10607 nt
Organism: Diabrotica virgifera virgifera (western corn rootworm)
Lineage: Eukaryota; Metazoa; Arthropoda; Insecta; Coleoptera; Chrysomelidae
Gene: centrocortin
Product: cerebellar degeneration-related protein 2
Exons: 7
Coding region: 326-2521 (731 amino acids)
Source: RefSeq, a predicted model, not a curated record